AUGACGGCUGCUGUGACGGCCGUGGCCUCUGCCGGAGCCGAGCAGCUGCAAGAGCCGCUCCGACUACUCACGGCGCGACGUUCAUCCUCUAACAACAACAACACCACCACCAUCACCACCAUCACUUCAACAACAACAACAGCAACACUUGGGGCCACGCAUGCGAACGAGACGGAUGUGCAAACCUCCACGGAGUUUAUUGUUGUUGUUGUUUGGUUGUUGGAGGGGAACGUCGGUCGCGUUGCGUUGGCUCGGAGGCGUCCCGCGCCAUCGCCAGCCAUGGGCCGCGCCCGUAAGGCGACUCCGAGCGGAAUGCCAGGCAGCACCGGCGACGCGCACGCAACUCCAGCCGGGCAGCGCAAGGGAAGCAAGCGAACUCCGGCAGCAGGGCAGCAGCAGCAGCAGCCACGGCCACCGUCACAGCAAGGCAGGGAGGCCUCGCUUCCUUCAUCCCUUCUCGGGCAGCAGCAGCAUGCAAACCUUGCUGCUGCAGACACCAGAAGAAGCGGCCCUCGGCUUCGUGGCGCUUCCCGCCCGCCGGUCAAGAGAGCUCUAAAAGAACCGCAGCAGCAUGGGCCCAAGGUCAAAGGUGGCGAGGGGAGCCCCGCGGUGAGCAACGGCGUCGGCACCGUCAAGGGCUCUGGGGCCAAGGCAGGCCCCGGGCCGUUGCCUGUGGAUAGUGGGGGCGGCCGCGGGGCCACAGAGGGGCCAGACGCAACGCAGAAGAAGCCGAGGCGGCAGUGGGAGCUGUGGAGUGCCGAGGAUAAGAACACCUUCUUCCAGAGCCUCUUCGAGCACGGCAAGGAUUUCGAGGCGAUCCAGAAUGACAUCGCGAAGCGCUACAUGAAGAAAGGCCACCCUGCUGCGGGUGCAGUGAAAAACAAGGAACAGGUCCGCCACUUCUACUACCGCACGUGGCACAGCAUCUCCAAGCACAUAGACUUCGAGAAUGUUUUCUGCCGUGGGAUGGCGAAGUCUUCCCAAGAGCUCUACGGGCUCAUUUGUUACGGCGAACUGCGCAAGAAGAUGGGUGGAUGUAUGCACGACAGGAACUCGGCGAAGCUGAACGAGCUCAUUCAGCUCGGUGUCACUACGCUGCGCCACAAUGGAAGAAAGCUGCGCAUCAAGGCCCCCAUGUGCCGGGCGCUCAAGAAGAUCUGCGACCCUUACGGCAUGAGUGACGAGAUAGAGCAGAAGAGGCUCAAGUUGCCCACCAAGGUUUGCGUGGAGCUGCAGCCGCGCACCAACAGCGCCUGGACGCGCGUGCAGAGCGUGGCGCACAACCCUCGCCUCCGGAUGAUGGUGGAGCUCCACAGGAAGGUCUCCCACCUCAUCGAGUUCCUGAAGGAGAAGUGGGCGCCCAAGGAGACAAGAGUUCGUAUCUCCUUGCUGCAGCAGCAGCAGCAACAACAACAGUCAGGCGAAGCAAAGGCACCUACGACAUCUUCUUCCACAAUGACGUCGACCUCGACAACGACUUCAUCCUCCUCAAUGGUGACGUCAUCGUCCUCUACGACGACGUCUUCGACAAUUUCGUCCUCAACGACGUCAUCGCGCUCGACGACGACGACUACGUCAUCGCCGUCAACGUCCUCGACGGCGGCAGCGACACCGGCGGUUGCGGGUUGCCUCCCACCUGUGGAAUCGUCGCCGCCCGACGAGCGUCCUCAGCUGCGGCUGUUCCCUCCGGAGGGGGUGGUGGUGUCGCCGCUGCCAUGCGUGGCGCGGGUGCGGCACAGCCGCACGAUGUGCACGGUGCACUGGCAGGAGCAGAGCCGUGUGCGCGAGCCCUACGUGCCGCCGCAAGCGCAGCUGAUGCGUUCGAGGCCGCAGCUGCUCGCCGCUUCACUUCCGCAGCCGAUGCCACUGCCGCCAGCAGCGGCGGUUGUGGUGUCCGCAUCCGUUGCCAAGAACGGGCCGGUCCCUGGUCCUGCUGGUACGACGGGGAAGGGGCAGCGGGGGUCCCGUGCUGGGGCAUCGGGGCAGGAGGGAGGGGGGGCAGCAGCUCGCAUGCGGGAGGUCAGCAUGGCUGAGCCGGCGGGGCCCUGCGUGGAGAAGGAGGCGUCCGGGAUGACGCAGACAGCGACGGUGGAAGCGUCAAGCGCGACCACGCAAGCAGCAGAACCGAUGGAGGUUAGUGAAAAGGAUCCAAGCGGUGGCUACACCGCUCCACGCGAUCCCGCCGACUCCGAGCCGGACGUAUCGAGCGCGGAACCGGAAUCAAAACCAGAAGUUAGCACCCGCUUGCAGCUGGUGCUGAGCCCGGUGACGAACUACGAGGAAUACUCUCUGAUGGACCCCGUCCCACGCUACCUCAAGAGCUGCCGGAGCCUCGUUAUCCCCAGCGACGAGGACGAGCGGGGUGCGCCUGCAGAGCCGGCAUCGGACCGGCUGCCUGACGAGGAGUGCUCGGUGCAGCACGGCGCUGGCGCCGGCAUCGACGCCGACCUCGCUCCGGAGGUGCUCGCGGCCACGGCAACGCUCAAUGGGGUGGAGGAAUCUUUGCCCGGAGUUGCUGACGGAUCGGCUGAGAACGGCGCCGACGCAAUUGUUGGCGGGCACUCGCCGAAACCGGCCUCUCCCGCCGAGGCCACCGCCAGUAGUGUCGCGGAGGUGGCGGCACAGGCGCUAGAAAGUGGCGGCGCCGCCAUGGACGAUAACGACGGUAAGAGGGACUGCGGGACUCCGGCAGUAACUCCGGCGGCCAAACACAAGCAGCUUCCGGAGCCUCGUGGUGGCGGCGGCAAGCGCGGGGCGGAGACCGCGCGGCCAAGGUCCACGCCCGACCCUCGCAAAGAGGAGUCUGCCGCCUUCGCCGAGAAGGUGUGGCGGGAGGGCUGGGGCGGCUCCAAGACGCUCACCCUCGCCGAGGUGUACGUGACGCUCGGCAAGCCCGAGAAGCUGCUCCUCGAGUACGAUUGGGUUAUGCCUCAGCUGCCGCAGCCGCCUCCAUCUACGCUGGCCGACAAACCCACGACCGCAGAUGAGGCACAGGCACUGGAGACGGCGGCGACAGCGGCGGUAGCCGGCAAUGGUGCGGCCACGGGCCCCGUGGGCCAGACAGAGGCGGCGGUGGCGGCGACGGCGGUGCCGGCGCCAACGCCAACCGAGACCAUGGUGAAGACGGAAUCGACAGAAGUGAAGAAGCAGCCGCCUGUUGUGCACAUGCAGCGCAUGCUGAAGCGGCUCCUGCAGCUCGUGGUGCUGGAGGCCAACCCCAAGGUUCAUCGCGUGCAAUCACCCGAUGGGCUUCACUUGUCGCCUAGUAAGGCCGGCGGCGCAGAGGCGGGUGGCGGCGGAGGCACCGGCGGCAGCACCAAGAGCCCCGGAUCGGCGCGGGCUCAUCCGGCACGCGGUGCGCGUGGGUCAGCUGGCGGUGCGAGGAACGUGGCUAAACCGGCCACGGCAGCAUCCUGCACGGAGCCGGAGGCCGCGAAGACGACCGGGCGCUCGGACGACGAUCUGUUCCGAGUCCCAUCGGCGCUGCCCCCUGCCAGCCGGUACGGCCGCCCCCUGUCGCCCAGCAAGGAGGCGGAGAUCACGUUCCGGCAGCAGCUCGACUCCAUCAACCAAGCGGAGAUCUUCCUGCCCCAGCAUCGGAAGCUGCGAACCCGCAUGCUGCGCAAGCCGCUGGUUGUCCAGAGAUCCCUCAUGCCGCGCCCGGCGGGACACUCGCUGCGUCACAUGUAUUCUCUCGCCAUCGUGCCCAGCUCUUCGGUCGCAGGCACGGGGAUGUUCUCACCGUUACCGCCCCUGGCACACCCUCCCAACGACCCGAAGGCCAGCAACUUGUCGACUGCCAUCGACCUGGCCGCCAAAUCGGCGGGGAUCAUCCCAGGCAGCCCCAUCCGCGAGGGCCUGAGCGCGGUGACAGGGCCUGAGCUUUCCUCGGCGGCCUUGCCGGGUUCCGACGGGGCGGGCCAGUACGGGGGCCAGAGCGGCGGGAUCGAGCUGCCUGGCUGCCUCCAGGACACGGGAAGUGGCGGCAGUCGCCGGGUGCCGUUUGUCACCCUGUCCACGCCGUCUGAGGGGCACAACAUCACGCCUGGCGGACACUGUCUGAACUUCGAGGACGCUGGCACGUUGGCUAUGGUGGGGCCUCCGCCGAUGCCGCACGUGGAGGGGCCUCUGCUGCCGUCGCCGCCGCACGUGCCGUUGCUGCUUGAGAUCUCGCUGCCCGGCCCACCAGACGACUCGCUGUCGCAGGGCGGGCCCCACUCCCACAUCGGGGACUCCAUCAUCGAGCUCGCCAUCGGCUCGCAGCGCUACAUGACAGGUGACGGGAAGCUGAAUGGCAUGGACGGGGACAAGCCGCUUGCGUCGCCCCGCAACUGGAUGGGCUCGCCGUCGCACGAGCCGCAGUGGUUCGGCAGCGACGUGGGGGACGUGGGGGACGUGUGCCUCGGCGGCCUGCUGUCGAACUUCAGCUCGCCUGACAAGAGCCAGCGAGCGAUCCAGCUGCUGAGCCACUGCGCUGCCAACCCCGACCUCGUGGCCUCUUCGCUCCUGGAGGGGAACGUCCACGACUCGUACGCGCCGCGGCCCCACGUGACGGAGGUGAGGGCUCAGGCGGACUCGCCGCUCGCCAGCAUCAUCUGUGAGAGCGGCGUGGACUACAUUGCUCGUUUCAGCGACCUGGCCAAGGAGGUCUCCAACUCUGAGCCGUUCGCCUCCACGCACUCUUGACACCGGGCUCCUGCUCGAGCGAAGGGACAUGCCCACUGGAACCUCCCCGCUCAGUCGAUGCCACGGUGAUGCAGCCACAGCCGCCGACGGCGAGCUUCGCCGCGGUGGUGGGCGGCUGGCGUUGGAGGGCGUUGAUCAAGUGUCUCGGGCGCUGUCUUGUCGUCGUUACAUCAGUGGAAGGAGGGCGGAUCGGUGGCGGUCAUGAGCGGGCCGCUUUGAAGGCCGUCGCCUCCACGGCUCCCUCCGCUGCGAUCGAUGAUCCGAGGGGGCACGUGGCCGGUGAGGAGGGGGCGGCCGGGGGGGUCCCCAUGUUCUAUCACGUCUCUCCAGAUAAUUGUGUAUCUUUCACCUCCGAGUUAACUUAGAAUGUGAAUUUAAACUUCGUUGAGUGGUCGCCCAAGUAAGGGGCAGAUGUACAAUGUGGAGUAUCCCUGCACGCCUCCUUCCCAGCUGUGCCACAUCUCGUGGUGAAGCAGUUACAACCUGGGCAAGCCAGUCUCAUGGUGGCACAAGUUCUUAGCCAAGUGGCACUUUUGUUUCCGUCCUCUUCACCUCCAGGCUCGAGGGACCCUAUAUUUUUCACAUGCUACUUUUGCACUUGCCCCACCGUGUGUAUCAACUCGACACCAACAAUCAGUAUAUUCCUGCGUGAAGAGCGGCGAUGGCGGCUGAGCUGGGCAGGGAGGGUCCUCUCCUUCUGGGAAGCGUUGGGUUAGGGGCCAUCCAUUUCGUACGUACGAAAAAAAUCUCAACUUGACCCCUCCCCCCCCCUCCCUGUACGCACACGUACUUUUUACACCCCCCACAGCUGAAGAAACUGAACUGUGGGUCAUUUGAAGGCCAAUGUAGACAAAUAAUUAUUAUUGAGGCUUCACAUCCCCCUCCCCCCCCAUUUCCUAUGCGUACAUACAUUGUCAGUAGACCCCCCCCCAUAUGCAAGCGUACACAUUUGGGUUAACCCCCCCUCCCCCCUCCAUGCGUACGUACUAAAUGGAUGGCCCCUUAGGGAGGAGUGAUGCGUCUGGACUUGUGGAGCUGGGGUAUGAGACGAUGUCAUCAUGGGGAGUAAAAAUAAUUAGUGGCCUCUGUUCUUCAGUCCGGAGUGGGUUAUUUUAUCUUGGAGAAAAGUUAUUUCGUUGGACAUUUUCAUGAAGUCAGGUUGCUCGGGUUGUUUUAAAUGGGUGAGCGGCAUUCGAGAAUUCGCCUGAACACUUGUUGGACAAGGCUGGACUUUCACUUCAACAUUCGGCGAGCAGCCAAAAAAACCACCUCGUUACGCGAACGUGAGCCUCAGCCACGCCAUACUGGUGGCUUAAUCAAAGCCAUAUCUCUGCAACUGGUUCUGUCAAACACCUUAAAGAGAGAUGCAAGCCAAGCACCAAAGCUCUUUGUAGAUACCCACUUCGGCCGUGCAUCCUGGCCUGCCCGACACGACUUCGAAGACAUGCUAAUGGGAAGGAAGGCUUUGAAGAUGGCUUUAAUGACCGCCUCGUCACUGUGGCGUGCCAGCUGAACUCUUUAAUACGUCACUGCAUCGCUACGUCGCUCUUGGAAGUCAAAUUAAAGUCAUUUGUUUCGGGUUGCGUCUCUCGGUGACUCUUGGAAAACUGUUGGGCACCGAGUCGUUUGUAAAUGCGAUGAUUUUAAGACGUCGUAUGGCGGAGGUGGCGACCGACUCCUGUUGCUGCACCGGCCUGGCCCGACCUGGCCCGCAGCCUCGUGCAUGAUGUGGUCGCGCCGUCAACAAGUGAGAAUUGGAGGCCCGAGUACAAAGCGUUUUCCCCUCUUCUGUCGGGCCACCCGAUGCGCACGCGGGUGCGUGUGUCUGUGAAAAUGUCACUUUGGUUUCAAGAGAGUCGCGUUUCCUCAAGAGAAUGUGAAGCAAGCUACUCCCUGAGAGUUGCGAGCCAGGGCCGCCAUCCUGAGUAAUCAGUAUUAACAAGCACUCUAUUCAUUCUCUUCGUGCUGGUACAAAAGCAUUGAGGGCAUCUGCUCGUACAUUUAGAAUCGGGUUUUUUGUAUUAUGUUAGGUUCUUGGUGCAAAUACAGUGAAAUCUCGUUAAUAUUCGUGCGGGGACUGGGUAUUUUCUUAACUUGUAUUGAACUUUAAUCUGAAAUGACAAGAAAAGAUCGUGGACAACUCUGCAUGUCACCAGUUACAGUUGUCAAAUUUUUUUGUAAACUCAAACCUACCGACUAAAGAAAUUGGUGGAUUGUUUGCCUUGAGUUGACCAACGCACGAUAAAAAAAAAAUGACAUUGAUUUACAAAGUGACGUGCCCGCUUCAGUGACCUGGCCGCUCCAGUCUUGGCUGGCAACAGUUUGCAUGGCGUUGUCAUAGCCAAAUAAUUGCAAAGCGAGCACGGUCCAGUCGGCUUGGCAUCAUAUAUCAUGCUGCUGCUGCCACGAAUUUAACUACGAAUUACCACAACUUCGAAACGGCAACCUUAAGUCCGAAAUGCAUGUUAAUGUGAAAUACAUUAUUCCGGAAUAGUUUGGCGUGUCGUAAAUCUGCCGUACGUUAAUGUGGAAAUCGCCUUAAUGCGAUAGACGUUAUGACGAGAUUUCACUGUGUAGGGAAGAUGUUGUUGAGGACGAUGCAUGUAAUGUGAGUUUACCUAAACCGAGCACCGGGGUUCCGCGAUGGGCAGUUGGCAGAUAGUGCUGCAGGGAUUACUUAUAGAGGGGGGGGGGGGUGGUUCGAUGGGGUUAUUAGUGGGUUAGGCGGUGAGCAGUUAGUGGUCACAGCAAUACAAAGCCAAGGAUGUGGCCUUCUCAACUUCCAUUGCAGAAAAGCCACUCGCCAAAAGCGAGUGCAGGUUUCACUGAAUAGGAAUCGUCAGUGCGAUAUUGCCCCCCGUGACAUCUGGCUGCAGGUUUAACUCUUCCCAUUGCGGGGGUGGAGGGUUACAUCAAGCCACAACUGAACCCACGUUCCUCAGCCACAUUAGAAACACGUGCAGCGAGAUACGUGUGCAAGAAGAUCAAUGUGGGCACCGUUACGAGGUUAUAAUUUAUGUACCCCACGCUUUCCUGAUGAUGCCCGUUGCAGUGAAUCACAUGUAGAGGGGUCGUACUAAGUUAAUCGUGGUCUUCCUUAAUAUUUUCAGUAAAAAAUGUGUUUAUUUUUUAACUUAUUCUGGAAAACGCGAAUAAGCUGCCCUGUCAGCUGCGCUUGGGUGCCGUAAGGCCCCGCAAUGCGUCCGGUAUUUAUUAUAUCCCCCCCCCUCGAAUACUUCCACCAUCACCACCUCUUAAAAGUUCACGCAAGGUCGCGUGCCGUUCUGUCGGUUUUAAUUUAUUUGCGUUGGCUUCUCGACAGAUGUACAGUUUUGUAAGGAAUAGCAUUUGUACGACGAUUCGUUCUUGACACUUUACGAGUUUCGCUUUUUUUGUUUGUUUUGCAUUGAAGGAGAUUGGGGAGCGGGGUGGGGAACGGGAUGGCAAUGUUGGGAGAAUGUCAUCUUGGGAGGGGAGGGUGCCCUUGUGGAUUCUUAACACUACAAUCCCUCAUGCACG
Molecule: messenger RNA, 8205 nt
Organism: Lethenteron reissneri (Far Eastern brook lamprey)
Lineage: Eukaryota; Metazoa; Chordata; Hyperoartia; Petromyzontiformes; Petromyzontidae
Gene: CRAMP1
Product: cramped chromatin regulator homolog 1
Biological process (GO): pattern specification process
Cellular component (GO): nucleus
Molecular function (GO): chromatin binding
Source: RefSeq, a predicted model, not a curated record